AUGAAAAUGAUUAAAACUUCAAGCAUAGGAUCUAACCGGCCACUUUCCGGACAGUUGUAUAAAUACACAAACGUAGUCAAAGGCUGGCAGCAAAGAUGGUUUGCUGUAGACCCCGAGACUGGGGUUCUAUCUUAUUAUUUAUUUGAUGGCCCUGGAGACACGGUACAGCCGGGACAACCGGCGCGAGGGGAGGCUCAUUUGGCAGCUGCUGUGAUUUGUCCAAGUGAUGAAGACUCUCGCACAUUCACUAUAAACUGUGCAUCAGGAGACAUGUUAAAGCUUAGAGCCACUGAUGCUCGAGCUCGUCAGGAGUGGGUCAAUGGACUUAGAGCAAUUGCAGAAAUACAUACCAAGGCUAUGGGUGCCAAUCCUCCACUUCAACCAAGGGAGCAGCUGGCCGUUCAUGAUGCAAUGGCUUCAGCGAGGCAGCAACUACAAGCCACUGAACUGAGUGAUGCAGCUUUAGCAAGAAGUAUUGAAUCAUCUGACUCACCGUUCCCUCACACAGAUCCAGAUUUGUUGCUGUUAAAGGUAUCAACUGAUUACUGA
This is a messenger RNA of Danaus chrysippus (African queen), 549 nucleotides long. NCBI's taxonomy places the organism in Eukaryota, Metazoa, Arthropoda, Insecta, Lepidoptera, Nymphalidae. The record is from the annotation of a GenBank genome assembly.